This is a messenger RNA of Athalia rosae (coleseed sawfly), 1492 nucleotides long. RefSeq names its product protein phosphatase PTC7 homolog. Lineage: Eukaryota; Metazoa; Arthropoda; Insecta; Hymenoptera; Athaliidae. The record is from RefSeq and is a predicted model, not a curated record. Bases 439 to 1350 code for a protein of 303 amino acids. The transcript is spliced from 5 exons.
UACUCGGAACCUUCGUCGAAACGAACAAGUAGCCGUCAGUCUAGAUCGGUUCUAUUCAUCGUUCUCACGUGUGUGCCCUUUGUUGAAAAUUUCUGUCAAGGUUAAUGCUGGAUUUUCUAGUUACGAUUUUGAUCUCGUAUAUUCUUGUCGGUGAUCAAAAUUCCGAAGGAAAUCGCGGGGGUGGUGGUUUGAUUGUUCAUUCGACUGGUUGCUCAGUUGGUCUGCGGUUUCGGCUCCGUUGUUGGUUCAGGUAGAACCGAGGUAGCAAAAUCGUGAGGCUUAAUUGCCUAAAAAUUUCGUUGUUAAUGGCAAUCUAAGUCCAACGGAAAAAUAUCGUCUACGAAAUCAAAUAUGAAAUUCAAUUAAGUAUUAGCUUAUGCAACGCUACCGUUCCGAACUCGAAACAUGUGUGUAUUAAAGUUUUAAUUCAAUCGUAUAAUGCAGUCCAUUUAUUGGACUGGGAGGCUGUUGUCCCGAGCGAUAUGGAAUGGAAUAUCAAAUUAUUCAGCCUGCGCUGAUCCCACUGUCAAUAAACGACGUGAAGCAUCAUUCGUUUCAGCAGUAUGUGGUUUUCCAAAGGACUUUGCUCGUGGUAGAAUACGCAAAGGACAAUUUGGGGAUGAUGCAUGGUUCAAUGCUAAAUUCAAGACUGUCGAAGUACUAGGUGUUGCGGAUGGUGUGGGUGGAUGGAGACAUUAUGGGAUCGACCCAGGAGAAUUUUCAAAUUUUCUUAUGAAAACCUGCGAGAGGCUAGUAACAAUGGGAAGAUUCACUCCAUCAGAACCUGCAGGAUUAUUGGCACGUAGUUAUUACGAAUUAUUGGAAAACAAACAACCCAUACUAGGAAGUAGUACCGCCUGCGUCAUUAUAUUAAAUAAAGAAACGAGCAGCAUUUAUGCAGCCAAUAUUGGAGAUAGCGGAUUUGUAGUUGUUAGGAGAGGUGAAGUAGUUCAUCGUUCAUCGGAGCAACAACAUUACUUCAACACUCCAUUUCAAUUAUCGUUACCACCUCCUGGUCACAGCGGGCUAGUACUGAGUGACAGGCCAGAGGCUGCUGACACCUCCAGCUUUGGUGUUGAAGAUGGAGAUGUUAUUCUUCUAGCCACUGAUGGUGUAUUCGAUAACGUACCUGACCAACUGUUAGUCACAGAAAUGCGGAAGGUUCAAGGAGAACGUGAUCCAACCAAAUUACAGGGUGUUGCUAACUCAAUAGCCUGGAUGGCUCGUAGUCUCGCAUUCGAUGGGGCUUUUAUGUCACCGUUUGCUCAAAGUGCCAGAGAAAAUGGAAUAGAUGCUACAGGUGGUAAACCUGAUGAUAUCACGGUGCUUUUAGCAACAGUGGCAAUAUAAAUGAAAAUGUGUAAAAUAGAGCCCCCGAUCAUUGUAUUAUAGUCCAUGUCAUUGCAUAAAUGUAUUUAGUUGCACAUCAUUCUACCCCACGAUUAUGAACAAUUAUUAUUUAAAUCAAAAUAAAUGAUUCUUUCAAUCAUGA